CCUGUGCGUCGAUUACAGAUAUCGCGAGAGCGGCUGUUGGGGUUAGCAGCAGGCUGAGGGAGAGACGGGAGAGAAGGUAAGCGGAGGAGGCUGCAUCAUGGCGGACAGAGACAGCGGUAGCGAGCACGGAGGAUUUGCCACAGGCCCCAGCGGCGGCCCGAUGCACCAGGGGCCGAUGGGCGCCUCGUCGCGGCUCCAGCAUGACACGGAGGAGCUGGCGUCGAAGCGCGUCGACAUCCAGAACAAACGCUUCUACCUGGACGUGAAGCAGAACGCCAAAGGCCGCUUUCUGAAGAUCGCCGAGGUCGGGGCUGCGGGAAACAAGAGUCGCUUGACUUUGUCCAUGUCAGUAGCCGUGGAGUUCCGAGACUACUUGGGCGACUUCAUCGAGCAUUACGCACAGCUGGGGCCCAGCCACCCGGACACGGUGCAGGACGAGCCGCGGCGCGCGCUCAAGAGCGAGUUCCUGGUGCGGGAGAACCGAAAGUACUACAUGGAUCUGAAGGAGAACCAGAGGGGGCGGUUUCUGAGGAUACGACAGACGGUGAAUCGGGGCCCCGGCUUGGGCGCUGCGCAAGGCCAGACCAUCGCUCUCCCGGCGCAGGGGCUCAUCGAGUUCCGCGACGCUUUGGCCAAGCUCAUCGAUGACUACGGCGUGGACGAGGAGCCGGCGGAGCUGCCCGAUGGCACGUCUCUGACGGUGGACAACAAACGCUUUUUCUUCGACGUGGGCUCGAAUAAGUAUGGCGUGUUUAUGCGGGUCAGCGAGGUGAAGCCGACGUACCGCAACGCCAUCACGGUGCCGUGCAAAGUGUGGUCCAAGUUCGGCGCCACGUUCUGCAAAUACGCGGACGAGAUGAAGAAGAUUCAGGAGAGGAGCAGGGAGAGGAGGGCGCGCGAGCUCUUACCGGAGGGCCUGCAUGGCGAUGACGGCGACGAGGAUUAAUAAACGUGACGUUCAACAGCUACUACAAGGAUGAAAGGAUGAAUGACCGCGUAGACAAAAAAAAAAAAAGAAAAAAAGUUUAGUGUAAAAGAAAAAUAAAAGGCGCGCUGGGAGAUUCAAAGCAAAAGGAUCGUCACGCACGCAACACUCACAAAUUUACAGUUGCAUCACUUCGCUCAUCGACCGGUUUAUUAUCCACUUUACUCAACCAUUCAACAGUCAGCCGCUGCUAUCAAUAACACGAUCCACGAGCUGUGUCCGAGACGCGCAGAAUGUCACAGGUCGGAGUGUGUCUGUCUGCCCAUGCGUUUUUUGUACACGUCCAAGCUAUCACACGAUACUGUUCCAAAGUGUUGCAAAAUGAAAAGAAGAAGCCAAGAAGGAAAAAAACAAACAAAACAGAAAUACUGAGACUUUCUAGCACAAAGCUACUGUGUUUGGGAAUAUCUGAACCACAUUUUUAAUCUGAUGAAAACAAGCAAAUCUCCGUUUGAAGGUACGUUUGGGAUGAAGUGCUCUGUGUAUUGUUGCUCAGCGCACAGUCCAUCUGCUGAACAGAUCUCAGUCCCGACCAACCCGAGGCAUCCGAGGACCUCAUGCACUUGGAGGCUACUCAUAUGCCUUUGAAAUCAGAAAGAAGAUCGUAUUAGCUCGUCAUGCAACAUUUCUCUCUCUCUCUCUCUCUGUCUCUCUCUCUCUUUCUCUCUCUCUUUUUUUUUAACUCCAGAUUUAGUCAGGAGAAUACCAACAUAGUAAAGUCGGGUGUCGGAGAGACUAUUAUACUUUUAUUUCUAUUAAAUCUACCAACCCUAUUGCACCAGGAGCAGCAAAAUCCGCAGUGUCAAAGCCACAGUGCUCAUUUUAAAUCCUCUGGACACAAAUGGGCAUGGUGGAAAUAUCCAGCGCUGGGGAUUCUGCUGUGUGCCCAUUGCCCUUUGGGCACGUUUCAUUAAAAGUGCUAACUUAGAAAUACAAAUUUAUGAUUUUGUGAAUCAGAUGUAUUUAGAUUCUUAUUAAAAAUACCCACGUUUUCUGUGGGAUUUUCUUUCUUUUUUUCUGUUUUUCGGGGGCGGUGGUGGUAGUGGGGGGUACUUAAAAAAGAAAUAAAACCAAAUAAAAAAACAAAACAAAACAAAAAAACAAGGAGCUGUUCCACUACUGUGAGCAUGCGCAGAUGUGUGGUGCCCCUGCACGGCACGCCCACUACAACGUCCGAAACCAACCUGGUGCCUUAAUGCUCGCCACACGUUUACAUGCUUUUACGUGUCAUGCGCUUUUGGUCGCUGUCCGUCUUGCUCGUCACAACAUCCCUGUCGCUGUGCCACUUGUGGUGCUUCUAAAGGACUUUUUAACAAGCCAAACUCUAAAGAGGCUCACGGGUUUCUCUCCUCUCUGUGUUCACCUGGAAACACAGAUGAUGAUGACCACGAUGAUGACGUUGAUGAUGAUGAUGGUGGCGACGAUGAUCAGGAUGAUACAGUGCUUAUGUAAACAUGGAUUUGGUUCUACAUAGGCUGUGGAGGUUUGCUCGUUGUGCUCCUUAUUAAAAAAAGUUCUUUGUUAAAAUAAAUUAUAUAUAAAUAUAUAUGUGUGUGUGGAAGUGGUUAGGGAGAAUCUUCCUGUCUGUGGCUCCAGCCCUGUGUUUUGCUCUUUGGGAUUGUGUGAGUAGAAUUAGGGCAAAGGCGAUAGCCUGUGUGUUUUUUGUUUGGUGCUAUUAAACUUCACUCACUGGUUUAUCGGUUUUGUCGGUCACGCAAAUCUGCAUCAAACUAAAUUAUCAACUGCAUGCCACAUAUUGCUGUUUCAGGUUCUAAUAAAAAGCAUAGCGCUAAUGUUUUAGCCAGGUUCACCAUAAAUUGGAAAUGGUUAAUGAGUUUACCAGCUGAGAGUAGCCAGGUGGUCCUAGGGAAAAAAAGUGAUUCAGGAAAACAAUAAAUAAAGGGGCUGAGUGCGUUAACCAGCCCAUGAGCUUGUACUGGAACUCCUGGGUGACACAUCUCAUGCAUUAUUGUAGUUUAUGUGCCAAGACCGGCAUUCUGGAAUUCUUUCUGUGUGGUGUGGAUACAGCAUUGUAUCUAACCUAGAUAUGUGUGAACGCAUGAAAAUGAUUUUUUUUUUUUUAUCGCUAAAUUUGUGAUUCUUCCGACUGUUUCCUGCUGCUAAGGUCAAAGGUUGAUCUCCAUUGACCAUAUGCAGAACAUGAGCUAUUUUUGCUAGAUGCUUAACAGCCAUGUGUCCUGUGUCUCGUGUGACGUUAAAGGCUGUCGAUGUCACGUCGAGAGGUUGUGAAGCGUUUGGUUGCUCAUUUCUCUCUUUUAAUGGCACAAUGCUUCCUGUAUUGAGUCUUGAAUAUUUAUUUGAAUAUUUUAUUAUAAGAAAAAUUAAUAUACAUUUUUAAAAUAAAAUCUCUUAAUAUAGGACAGAUUGCCGCUAUUCGUAACAAUGGCAAGAUAAAUGUUCUUUUGUUAGUGCAAGAAAUCGAGAGAUUUGACAGCUGGUGUUUAUGCGGUACCUGGGAGAAAGAGAAAUGCAGCCAGGCUUGCUAACAGUCUUAUGUUCAGUAAAUCUUUAAGCACCACAACAGCCUACUGACUUAGUGGGGUUUUCUAGCCGAGGACUCCCCUUUAUCAGGUCUGUACAAUCUUAUAGACAGUGUUAGUGCGAAGUUUCCGACCAAACAUGAGCAGCAGCCGAGAGUCUAAUUGGGUUACUGAGGUAAACUGAUUAAAAUGUGUGGCUGCUGAUUGGCUGGAACAAAAACAUUAUGUCUGGGGAUAAGAUUGAACAACCCAGGCCUAUGUGGUAUCCUUAACCUGCUUAGGAUGUGAGCACACAGGAGCACUUUCCUCUCUGCCCUCACCUCCUACCAUAACCCUCAGUCUGGUUAUGAGUAGUGUAGACCAUAUCUACUUAAGAAGAGGGCUUUGUUUCUAUACUUGAAGCUCUUUAAAUUCUUGUUUUUAAAAAUUUUCUAGUCCUCUUCACUCUCCUCGGGUGGUCAAGCUAAUCGUUUCCUAUCACUGCCCUGAUCUGAUUACCAGACAUUUCGAUGUGUGCCACAAAUGCGAUGACCUGACCAGUCAGUUUAAGCUUCUUGUUCGUACAUAAGGCACUAACACAACUUAAAACUGGAAAUAAAAAAACGAGCUCUUCAGUCUCGAAAGACGAUUCCCGGAAAGGAUCAUUACAAUCCUAAACAAAUUACAAAUGUACAGAUUGUUUUGCACUUAAAAGAUGCCUCUGUCACUCAAAGGCACAUGCUUGUGUAAGAGGCUUAUUCAAAAAAAAAAACAAAAAAAAAAAAAACUAUGGUCCAUUCUAAAGGUGCUACUGCGUACUAAAUGGCUCUGUGAUUUCACUUUCUGCCUGUACAAUUGGCAGUGUUCCACCAAGAGUGUUCAACGUCACUCGGUCAACACCAGCAAAGUUCCAGCUUUGCUUCCAAUCCACAGAGCGCUGUUUGCUAAAACGUGUACCAGCACUGUGGUAAUUAUUGUUAAAGAGCAAAACACACACACACACACACACACAUGCGGAGUACACAUACAGUAAUGAAUCCUGAUUGGUACUUCAUGUGUGAGGUGGGAAACCUGAGUUAAGUUCAACAUAGUCUCCUGUUAGUGGUGCUUCUUUUAUUGUUGUCGGUCUAUAACUAUCAGAAUGUCUUUCUUAACAUUAUCGCUUGAUAGCUGUUUGAUUAAUUAAAGUUCUCAUGUAUGCACAGUUAAAAAUCAGACUCAAACCCAGAAUAUACAGAACACCACCAAUAAAGAAACAAGUAAGAUGCAGCAAACUUUAACAACCCAUUAGCGCCUGUGUGUGUGUGUGUGUGUGUGUGUCUGUGUGUGUGUGACAUGUAUGCGUGCAGUCGCAUGUGUGAUUUGCUUGUUAGUUCUAAUGUUAUGGUUCUGACCUAUCACAAGCUUAGGACCUUGACCAGAUCUGUUUAGCACAUAUAUGUUUGCAUAUUUCUAUCUUUUUACAUACAAAAAAGUAUAGGAUAUGGGUUCAAAACCUCAUUUGGAAAAUAGGUUUGGGUUUAGAAUGAUAGGAAUCAAGAGUAAAUAUAAAGGAGAAUCCCACAUUUUCCAUUGUUCAUCCAUGUUUUCUUCUCUAUAAAAUGUGUUGUAAUGAAAAGAUUAAAUAUAUGACAUGUAAUGUGUGUGUAUAUAUGGUUUGUUACAUAUGAUGCUCCUCUUUAUGAAAAAAAGAUAUAAAACCUAUAUAUAUAUAUAUACAGGAAAAGCAUAUUGCUGUUUUAUUUCCUUUGUAUUUUAUACUUACAGAAAGCAUUGAAUCAAAUGGAUAAAUACUUGCACUUUAAAUAUAUUAAGAAAAAUAAAAAGUCUGCAUAUUAUUUUUGAUAGGAGAUCUCACAUUUAAAACAAGUAUAACAUUACUUUCCAGGCUUUGUGACAAUUGCUGUUGGCCAGAGAUGUAUGUUCUUCUACUUAUUGAAGUCUAUUUUGUCUGUGUUACAGAAGGUUUACUAAAGUCAAUUGCAUGAUGAAGUAGUAGUGCACCAACUGUUCUUUUAUUUAGUUGGUUAAAAUGUAAGAUGAAAAAAAAACUGUGAUGAUUGCGCUCAUGUAUGUAUCCAUGUUAAACUUCAGCCAACCUUUUUAGAAUCAGAUUUAUUUCCUGCCUUCCUUCUAACACAAAUAUGGUGCUUACAUUGGCUUAGAAAAAGUACCUCUCAUCCAACUCUUCGUCAUCCACCUCCAUGUUCUGUACCCCGCACACAUCCUUUUGCUGUUUGUGUAUUCUCACAAGUUUAUUGAAUUUCUGUUAUUGGUAUCCAGUGUGUUUUUUGUACAGGUACGUAACUUGUUGCUGAGUUGGAAAGCCUGUUUUCUUUCUUUUCUUUUUUUUGUCUGAAAAUGACUAAUUGCAAUAAAACCUCCAU
Molecule: messenger RNA, 5852 nt
Organism: Clarias gariepinus (North African catfish)
Lineage: Eukaryota; Metazoa; Chordata; Actinopteri; Siluriformes; Clariidae
Gene: purab
Product: purine-rich element binding protein Ab
Exons: 1
Coding region: 98-946 (282 amino acids)
Biological process (GO): regulation of transcription by RNA polymerase II
Cellular component (GO): nucleus
Molecular function (GO): DNA-binding transcription factor activity, RNA polymerase II-specific; purine-rich negative regulatory element binding; RNA polymerase II transcription regulatory region sequence-specific DNA binding
Source: RefSeq, a predicted model, not a curated record